Molecule: messenger RNA, 1757 nt
Organism: Rubroshorea leprosula
Lineage: Eukaryota; Viridiplantae; Streptophyta; Magnoliopsida; Malvales; Dipterocarpaceae
Source: the annotation of a GenBank genome assembly
AGUGUUUUCUCUUUUGUCAAAAAAGUCAUGGUUCUCUCUACCUGUUUUGUAUUUGAUAUAGUCAAUGACUUGAAGAAAAAUAAAUUCACAGCCAAUGAAAGCAAUGAAAUCACUUCCUUCCUAGAACAGGCUUUUGUUCGCCUUGAAGCAUGGUUCCAGUGGUUCAAUACUACCCAGUCAGGAAAGGAAAUCGGUAGCAACUACUGGCAUGGAAGACACAGCACAGCAACUCGUGAAUUAAACCCAAAGACUCUGUCCUCUGGUUUGGAUGAUAAUCCCCAUGCAUCACACCCUAGUGAAGAUGAACGUCACUUGGAUCUUAGAUGCUGGAUGCUUCUUGCAGCUGAUUGCAUGGAUUCCAUUGGGAAGUUAUUUGAGAUGGAAAAGACAUCUGCAGAGGAAUAUGGUUCAACAGCUAAGUUGCUUUCGGACUUUGCAACUCUGAAUCAGAAGCACUUUAAUCAAGUUCAUGGAGCAUAUUUUGAUUUUGGCAACCAUACAGAAAAGGUAUGUUGCUAGUCACGUUUACAAGGUUCCCGGUUACCAUAUCAGUGGUCUAGUUACAUCUCUGCACAUGUUACAAGGUUCCCAAUUACUAUAUCAACAAUAAGUACAAGCAAAUUGAUAAAAUUUUCCAACCCUUUUUUUUUUUUUAAUUUAUAUUCACUUCAUGCUUCCCAUUCUGAGUUAUUCUUCUCUUGUUCAAUUCAUUUCAUGAGAAUAAGAUAUUGGUUAACCCCAAGGCCUUGCAUCUAUUAUUGACUAGCUAUAGAUUGGCUUUUUGACAUGAAUGCUCAUGAUGAAAUCCAACAUUGCCUUGAAAGAUUACACAUUUAUUUUCUGCACUGAUAUUUGCUGGGCCUAUUACAUGAAUGCUCCAGAUGAGUCAUUUUAAUCUUUUUUUUUUCCUUUGAACAAAUCAUUUUAAUCUUUCUAGGUUCAAUUAAGUUGGACAGUAGUAAAGGCAGGAAAUAAUCAUCCAAGGAGUGAGCUCAUCUGGGAAGUGUCAGAGAGACCAGAGUUGAAACUGGUUCCUCAUAUUGGAUAUGUCAGCCUUUUCCCCUUCAUGGCAAGAAUUAUUCCACCUGUAGGAAUCCUGGAUUCUGGGAAAGCAGCUUGACCUCAUCUCAAACAAGAGCAUCUUGUGGACAGCUUAUGGACUCCGUUCUCUUUCCAAAACAAGCACAUUGUACAUGAAACGCAACACUGAGCAUGACCCCCCAUACUGGAGAGAUCCAAUUUGGAUGAACGUGAACUACAUGAUUCUUUCUGCUCUCAAGCAUUGCUCAUUAGUGAAUGGGCCAUACAGAGAAAGAGCCAAAACCAUCUAUGAUGGCUUGAGGAGCAAUUUGAUUAGAACUAUUACCAAACUGGGUUUCUGUGGGAACAAUAUGAUCAGAAGCAGGAAAAGAGAGGAGGUGCUCAAUUGUUUACUGGCUGGACCUCACUUCAGCUAUUGAUCAUGGCAGAAGCUUAUGGUAAAACUUAGGACAUUCAAGUUAAUAAUACUUGCCAUGAGAAAGACAAGAUUAGAAACAAAGGGAAAAUUCAGCCAAAAACACAAAGAAAAAUGGGGGAAAAUAUUGUAUUCUAAUAUUAAGUUCUUAUUUGCUGCUGUAGUUCCCAUCAUAUAAAUUUUGAGAGAGCAUAUACUUUCGAUAAAAUAGUUACUUACAAACUUAGUUAAUGCUAGCAUGAAAAUGUCAAGUAUGCCUAGGAAUUUAAUUUUGGACAUUGAAGAAACCUGCUCAAUUAAG